Molecule: messenger RNA, 553 nt
Organism: Saprolegnia diclina VS20
Lineage: Eukaryota; Oomycota; Saprolegniomycetes; Saprolegniales; Saprolegniaceae
Exons: 1
Coding region: 17-529 (170 amino acids)
Source: RefSeq, a predicted model, not a curated record
CCGCCUUUCAACAACGAUGAGCUGCUUCUUCAACGGCUGCGAGAACCCGAUCGUUCCUGGUGCGGCUCAGUGUGUCUUCCACAAGAGCCGCCGCCCGUGCAUCGAGUCGGGCUGCCACAACCAAGUGUUUGCGCGCCAGCGCUGCGUGCGCCACGGCGGCAAGCGGCGCUGCUCGGUCCACGGCUGCGUCGCCAACGCGCGCCUCCACGGCGUCUGCUCGCGUCACGGCGCCGCCCGCGAAAAGCCUCGCUGCUCGGUCGACAACUGCGUCAGCGUCGCGCACCGCAACGGCAAGUGCAUCCGCCACGGCGGUGGCCGGCCCUGCGCCUUUGGCGACUGCACCACAAACGCCCGGAGCGGCGGCUUUUGCUGGCGCCACCGCCCGGCCGUGCCGUACGCCUUUCCCAACAUCAAGCUCGAGGCUGGGCUGAGCGAAAUCAAACAAGAGCUCCUCGAUGAAUCCAUUCUCGAUGCGGUGCUCACGCUCGCAGAGGCGGUCGACCCGUUCCCGUGGUUGCACGCCCAAUAAUGAUUAUAUAUCUCUCAAGUUACU